Molecule: messenger RNA, 507 nt
Organism: Solanum dulcamara
Lineage: Eukaryota; Viridiplantae; Streptophyta; Magnoliopsida; Solanales; Solanaceae
Exons: 3
Coding region: 1-507 (168 amino acids)
Source: RefSeq, a predicted model, not a curated record
AUGGAGAAGGUCAAGAUUAUUCAACAAAGGUUGAAGAAUGCCCAAAGUCGACAGAAAUCUUAUACUAAUGUUAGAAGAAUAGACUUGGAAUUUGAGAUUAUGAAGAAAGUGGGUAAUAUAUCCUAUGAGUUGGAGCUACCGCCAGAGUUAGAUAUUGUCCACCUAGUGUUUAAUAUCUCCAUGUUUAAGAAGUGUUUGGGAGUUCCUUCACUCAUUGUGUCAACUAAAAGUAGUGAGGUGAAAGAAAGUUUUACUUAUGAGGAGAUUCCAGUUCAGAUUCUUUAUUGUCUUAUUCGCAAGUUGAGAACCAAAGAGGUCACUUCUGCCAAAGUUCUAUGGCGAAACCAGUUUGUGGAGGAAGCUACAUGGGAAGCUGAAGAGGAUAUAAAGGCUAGAUACCCUAAUCUAUUCAUUCCUUCUAAUAAUGAUGAUGACGUAUUUGAGUUCUUAUUUUACAUUCUUACCUUGAGUGAGUUCCCAUCUUGGCCUUCAUUCAAGGAUGAAUGA